AUGUCCUCCACCUUGACCUUCCUCUACCCAAACGAUGCCAACGCUACGCACGACCUCGAAUACUACAAGAAUUUCCAUAUGCCCCUGAUGCAGAAGCACUGGACCAAGUAUGGCCUCAAGAGGUGGACUGUUUCUGAGCUGCUGCCGAAUGCAGACGGGUCACCGCUCCCAUACGUUUUCUAUGGAGUGAUUGAGCUGGAAAGUGUCGAGCAAUUGCAAGCCGCAUUUUUGGAUGCCGCUGCAGACGAGAUGGCGAAUGAUGUGAAGAACUAUACUAGUGUCAAGCCUGUUGUGCUCGUAGGAAAGAUUGUGCGCGAUGUCCAGGUCUAGUAGGCAGAGCAUGGC
Ilyonectria robusta is the source of this 345-nucleotide messenger RNA. RefSeq lists its product as uncharacterized. The record is from RefSeq and is a predicted model, not a curated record. Bases 1 to 330 code for a protein of 109 amino acids. Gene Ontology annotation, molecular function: oxidoreductase activity. The transcript has a single exon. Lineage: Eukaryota; Fungi; Ascomycota; Sordariomycetes; Hypocreales; Nectriaceae.